Messenger RNA from Paramacrobiotus metropolitanus, 2382 nucleotides. RefSeq lists its product as uncharacterized. The coding region runs from base 223 to 2085 and encodes 620 amino acids. The record is from RefSeq and is a predicted model, not a curated record. The transcript is spliced from 4 exons. Lineage: Eukaryota; Metazoa; Tardigrada; Eutardigrada; Parachela; Macrobiotidae.
CCGGCUCCUGGAAACACUUAAGAAGCGGAAACGGAUAUAGCCGCUAGAAGGCAUACUUUGCAAUCGGAGAUCGCGCGACUAGCUGCAGAACCACAUGCGACAUUUAUAGCUGCCUGCAUUACACUUCAUGUAUCAAACCAUUGUGCAAGCAAUUCGCUUGCUUUACAUUCGUCGGAACGUUAAUUCGAACUUCGAACUGGUUACUGCGGCAAUUUUAUAACAAUGACAACCCUACGGAUUUUGCUGUUUAGCGUGCUUUGCGCUUUUUCAAGGAGAAUGGCUGUCGCGAGCACCGCAAAGAAGAUGGCUCCGCGGUACUCAGCCAGCGCAGUUCCAUUUCCUCGUUUCGCCCCGGAACCAAUUAUGCGCCGUCAGUGUGCUUUGCAAUUCACAGAAAAUUGUCGUCCAUCUUACGUGGAAAUCGUUAAAAGCUAUUUGAGGGACGGUUUUCAAAACUAUAUCCUUCCGGAAGGCGUCGGCACGAUGGAUCUUUACACCAAAGAUAACUGCACCUUCACCCACGGUGUGCAGCUGCACUGUAGUGACCAAGUCACCCACCGCGAGAUUCAAAAACUUGCCGUGUCCCUCUCCCAGCCGCCGGUGAGGGCGGUCUUGGUUAAUCUAACUGACGGUCCAUUGGUUACCUUUGAAAACCUGUCGCCGAUUCGUGAACAAACCGUCAUUUUGAACCUGUACGACUGCGUUUCGGCGCGCACCACGGGCAAGUUGGUCAAGCUGGACAUGCCGAAUCUGCUGAAUUUCGAACUGCACAACUGCUACGAUAUGGUCGUUAAGAGAGCUGAUUUCUGGUCGUCAAUUAAACUGCGGAUGAUCCUUUUUGCUAACACUACACUGCGCUUACUUGAGACGGACACCUUUACCGAUUUACCGGCACUGCGCCUUCUCUCCCUGGAAAAGGGAUUCAGCGAAAUGGAAGUGUUCAACAAGAACGUUAGAGAAUACCUACACCAUUUACACUGCGGAGGAGAACACAAAUGGUUUAGGCAGUGGUGGAGCAGUAAUGGGCUGCUGCACAGUGCCAACAGAAAAGAAAUAUUCAAUAUUCCAAAUAAUGCAUGGUACAAUGAAGAGCUCGCAGCAAGCGCCGUAUAUUUGCCUAUCGACUGUGCAGCAGUAAUUUUUCCAAACGGUUCUGGCUCCAUUGACUUCACGCAGUACGCCUUCUCCAUCAACGACAACACCGAUCUAGAAGAACCUUUAAGCGGCCACCGAGACGUUUUGGACGACGACACGUUCCCGGUUGUUUCCAUGGAACCGCCGAAUGAUGCCGAGCGCGAACUCUGUUUAUUGGAUGUGCAAUGUCAAUCGCUUAUAGCGGUUACACCACGCAGGUGUCCAAAUCCCGAUACAAACAGCACUACGUUUAACGUAUCGUCCUGCCUGCGCGAUUUCCACCGCCUAACCGCUCUACUGGUGCGCCUACCUCCGCGUCCUCUGUUCAUGUACUGGACAGAUAACAUCCCGAUCGAACGUGCCGAUCUGGAACGCGUGCGACCAUACAUAUUUGGCUUGCAAAUAACCUGGGGGUGCUCGCAGCGUCGCACGACGAGUUUGCCGCACCGACACCGGCUAGUUAAUUUAUUAGAGUAUGGGCUGAGCGACUGCACUGAUUUGGAAAUUAAAAAGGCUGAUUUUCACUAUUCACGAAAACUACGUGAUAUCCAGUUGUACAACUGCACGAUUCGCAGCCUUGAAAUCAAUACUUUCUCGGAUCUCCCAUCUCUCGAACUGCUGUCAUUAGAGGGUCAUUUUCACACCGGACCGGAAAUCGUGGAUCACUCUUGGUUCACUCCAGCCUACGACCAACGCAUCCGCAGUUAUCUGUUCCGACUGCAUUGCAGCUGCGAGUUUGCCUGGUACCGACGCUGGCGCGCAAGCAAUACAGCACUGAUGAGCGAAGCGGAUGAGGGUGACGUGUGGUGGAUCAUGCCGUACGCGUAUAACGGUUUGUAUUUUCCGAUUGAUGCAUUUGUGCCUAUCGAUUGCGCCCAGCCGAUUCCAUAUGAACCCGAUGGUGUUGAUGCUAACCAGACGGCAUAUUCGCUGCAUGAACCGAUUUGCUAAAUACUGCCACGGCGUGGAAUCAUUCAGUUAAUAUUAAUGCGUUAAUCCAGUUUUCUGCAAAAUAUUUUUCCAGUUUGAAUGUUCAGAGCGUACUAACUGCUGUUAGAGCCGGAAUACCGUGUUUCAGACGGUUAAAAAAACUCUCGGAAGCACCGGCAUCGUAAGAAACUUAGUUAGGCAACAGUUAUUCGACCUGCAAAUAUAUAUAUUUUGCAAAUUUUUGGCUUGCUGAUUACCAUGGCGGCUUACCAAAACUCACUGCUUCAGAAUAAAUGGCAAUGGGCAGGUCAAAAACAA